This is a messenger RNA of Toxoplasma gondii ME49, 3499 nucleotides long. RefSeq lists its product as hypothetical. Bases 1067 to 2218 code for a protein of 383 amino acids. The record is from RefSeq and is a predicted model, not a curated record. The transcript has a single exon. NCBI's taxonomy places the organism in Eukaryota, Apicomplexa, Conoidasida, Eucoccidiorida, Sarcocystidae.
UUCCACAAAGCGAAGACUCUGUGGCACGAGAACUGUGGCUGCUGCGCCAUGAAGGAAAUGCCUUUUCACUAAUUUUCCGUGCGUUGGCUUUCGCGAACCAGCUCGCUCCUUGAUGCAGCUCGUCUCUGCUGGCUAAGUCAACGGUCGAGCCUUCUCCGCGCCACCCGUGUCGCGUCGCAACAACAGUUGCACGUGGUGGGGCAAGUUCCACAUUUUUCUGUAUUUUUCAAGAACGCUACACGACUGGUUCUGUUUGUAGUUUCGUGAGAUCUGUACUCUUUUGUUCUGCCGCGCGCAGGGUGUAACCCGGACACCACCUCGGGCGCGCGAACUCUCGAGUGUGUGGCUUUCCUUCCGCUUGCGGCCGCGUUGGAGGGGAGUGGCAGACUGCAAUAUUUUGUGCUGCAUUUGAAUCGUGGGAACUUCGUGAUUCUUGGCUGCAUCUCUUUUUGGCGCUCCCUUCGUCCAUAAGCUUGCUGCUUGUGAGUGAUGACGCAUGCUAAGCCUGGCUGGACACUGCUCGAAUCGUCGCCCAGUCAACCAAGUCGUUCAUGAACGAGGUUGUUAUCCGAGUGGCACUCUAAGGAAAAAGGUGGUAAAUACGAGCGUCAACGAGGGCUGUUUUUCUUGUGCCGCUGUAGCAGCCUCGUAGCCCUUACAGCAGAAGAGUCGUCUCCUCAUAACCUGAUUUCCGCCGCCGUUUCACGAUGGGUGGCAUGUGAGCCCUGCCAAGGCAGCAGCUGACUGGCUACAUCGGAGCAUCUUACCGGUCCUUGUUACGAGACUGAGACGGUAAUAGGGUUGGUUUUUUGGUUGCCGCAUGACAAACAACGAUCACCAGUUUUAGGAACCACGUAUCUUUCUAGGUUUGUAUCAAGUCUGUAGCGGUUUGUGCUGCCUCGACAAGAGGCAGCAGCGCGCGGCGCGUGUUUUCCUGUGUGCCGCACUCAGGUUCCAAGCAUCACUGGUGUUCGCAUAGCAAAGCGUUUGGUUUUUUUGAUGGCCGGUGGUCCGCUUUCCCCCGCCAACGGGUAACCCCUCUCCCUCUCCGGAAGCGUUUCCCAGGAUGGGGUACGGUCAGAAGAAGAAGCGACGUCAACAGGAAGAGAUUCCUGAGCAGACUUCGUCGAUAUGGUACAUGUUGUGCAUUUGCGUGCUGGCGGGAGCCGGGCUUUCCGUAGUCAGCAUGAUUUUGAGCAAUUGGCGUGAAGCGGCAGCCAUUCAGUACCGCUAUAUGUUUCGUAGCAAAGAGCGGAUGGUGUCGAUUAGCGAGACGUACUACGGCUUGUACAACAUCGUCUACGACGGGGGCGGAGCGUACAUCAGUUGGACGCAGCGCGUCUCAGACGUGACAACCCGCGGCAAUGCAGCCAUUCAGAUAGGACAGCAGUCCACGCAGUCGAAUGCGCAGUUUCAGGCGUGGGCCUCGCAGUGCCCACCUCAGUGUCAGGACGCGAUCAGCACGCGCAUUUCGUGUUACAAGCGCAUCAGCACAAUUUCCACGAUUCUCCUCGGCGCGCUCUCAGUGGGCGGCGCGCUCGGCCUCAUCGGCGUCGGCUGGUUUUUCAUGUUUGGAAAGCUAGCUUACCUUCAGAUGGGCUGUUGGUUCUUGGCUGGAGCCGUCUGCUACGGGUGUCUCGGUUACUGGAUUUGGGAGACGGACACUUGCUGGCGCAUGAUUACCGCGGGGCAGCAACUCCCGUACCCUGCAGUCGGGCUGCCCUGGUACCUCACACUCAUCAGCAGCGGCCUGUACGUCGUGGCCGGCGUCGGCUCGUUCUUCGCGGAAAUGAUUGACUCGUACAACGAGAAGAAACUCAAGGACCAGGCGCAAAUGCGACUCAUGAUGGAGGCCGGAGACGCCUUCGACGGAUUCUUUGGGCCGAAUGUGCCGCCGGGCAUGGGGCCCCAACAAAUGGUGGGAAGCCCCAGGCCGCCCUCGAUGAUGAUGCCGGCAGGCGUCGCCAUGAUGGGGCCGCCAGGGGUACGCGGACCGAGAGGCUCGGGAAUAGGUCCUGCGGGUUUAGGCAUGAUGGGUCCACCUGGAGGACCUGGAAUGCCUCCUGGAAUGAUGCCUCCUGGCAUGCCGCCGCCAGGAAUGUCGAUGGGUAUGCGACCCCCUGGAGUUUCGCCGUCCCCGAGCUUCGGACCUGCCUCCGGUUUCGGACCUCGGCCCUCGUUCGGACCCCGCCCAAGCAUGGGAGGCUGGCGCGGAUGAGAGGAGACAGGUCUCUCCACGUACGAGAGCCCAAGUUGUGGUGUUCAGAUCAAAACAGACACCACUUUUUUACGGAUGCAGAACAACCCAAGAUGGAUCGACAGUGCGAGGGGGGCCGUCCGGGAAUUCUCGAAUUUGUGAUGCUUGCGCACAUGUGAAGAACAGACUGGAGUAGACAAAGAUAAUGCUAAAACGAUUCGUGUGGAGAACACACCAUGACGGAGGGAGCGAGCGGACUGUUGUCGAUCCGUCGCUGGGAACGCUUUUGUGCUGGUGUGGAGGUAAACGGAGUCUGCUGUGCGAGGGUGGCGACGGAAUAUUUUCUGAUCGAACUGUUCGCGGCCGGCGUUAGUGGCUUCGAAUGACGAACUUUGCGAACGCGAGUCACACCGGAACAGAGGGAAGCUUGAUUAUGUGUGUACUCAAAAGGAACCUGUCGGAGAAAAAAGAAUUCGGAGAACCCGCUGCCGCGGCCCGCGUAGCGAUUCCGCGGACAGCAGUUGUUUGUGUAUGUUGUGUUCCCGUGAGCCGGUUCGCCGAACAGUUUACUUGCCCCGUGUAGUUUUUCGUCUUCCAUUUUGCGUGAGCAUUGGUGCAACGCAUCCCCGUUUUUUUGCCCGCGACGAGGGGGUGUGAGAAUAUUUUGCGCUUCACUGAAAGCCAGGGAGACGGGACUUUGAAAGAAAGCCCUAGGCUGUCCGAGAUUCCUUCAAGGAGUGUCGGUGCAACAGACAAGCAGGGUAGAAUUUGUCAAGCAAGCAUGGCUUCUGGAAGGGCGUGCUGUGUAACCCACCCCGUCCUAGACACUCUCGAACCUUGGGCUUCACAUGUCAUUACCUUCCGCCGCAUGCUUGAGUGUAAAAUUUACCUGUCCCACGCACUUGAGAGUCUUCUCGACGGUCUACCCUUCCUACGACUUGCUGAUGUGCAAUCGCGUUUCAGGAGUUCAGAUGGAACCCUGCACGCGUAACUAUUAUUAGAGGGAAGGUGCGCGCAGCGCUCUGAUGACGUUCACCAUUCCCAGGACGCUGAAAGUCGUCUACGCAUUCAAGUCAUUUGUUCUGAAGUGCGAACACACUCGCCGUGCCCUCGAUAAUGCGCGUGAAGGUAGACUGAAUCCGUCUGCUGUGGGCAGUAAUAAGGUAACACUAGGAAACAGCCGUGCUGGGAGAAGCACUGUGGCGGGAAAACUUGUUGAUAAAUGAUGGCCCAAGAACGAACUCAUCUUAGACUAGGGGCGCCAGUAGUCCACCCAUCGAGUAGAAACACAAUCCAAACGCG